AUGGCAGAAAAAGUUCGAGCACCAACCGCCCCGUACAGUGAGCCUCUGCUGCUCCAACUUGAUAUUCGCAAUCCAUACUACACAAACCUGCAUCACAAUCUUCGGGCCUGGAUUCGUGACUAUGUCGAGAGGGAAAUUGCGCCAUCUGCCCAAGAGUGGGAGAAUGCAGGUCAAGUCCCUAAAGAAGCAUACAAGCGUCAUUGCCAAUUGGGAUUCAACAUCGUAUCCCCCUUGACCACUGAAGAGAAUGCUGGUGGCAUAUCGCUACCAGGGAACGUCCCUCACGACAAGUGGGAUACCUGGUGCUCCCUCAUUGUCACAGAUGAAUUAACGCGUGUGGGCUUCGUUGGUCCAAUCUGGGGACUUGGUGGUGGGAAUUCAAUCGGCUGCCCACCCAUUGCUAGGUUCGGCACACCCGAACAACAGCGCAGAUGGCUUCCAGGCGUUGCAAAAGGCGACAUCCGUUUUUGUCUCGGUAUCACAGAGCCAGAUGCUGGCUCGGAUGUAGCUAAUAUCAGUACCACCGCGAAGCGCGAGGGCGAUCAUUACAUUGUGAAUGGCGCGAAGAAAUGGAUUACCAAUGGACUUUGGGCCGACUUUUGUACAGCUGCCGUCCGAACUGGUGGCCCUGGCCGGUCUGGUAUUAGCGUUUUGGUCAUUCCCUUGGCUGCUGAAGGUGUUACUCGCCGAAGAAUGUUCAACUCGGGUGUGAACGCAAGCGGCUCGACAUUCAUCGAACUAGACGACGUUCGUGUACCGGCGGAAAACUUGAUCGGGGAAGAGAACAAGGGCUUCCCUCUGAUCCUGUCGAAUUUUAAUCCAGAGCGUCUUGCUCUAGCAUGUGCCUCUUUACGACUAGCACGGGUUUGCGCUGAGGACGCCUUCAACUAUGCAAUCCAACGAGAGACAUUCGGGUCGCCUCUGAUCAAGAAACAAGCUAUCCAAUCGAAAAUUUUCAAGUUCGGGCUGAUGAUUGAGCCUGCUUAUGCUUACAUGGAGCAGCUUGUCAAUAUUAUUGAGCUGACCAAAGACCGCCCCGUGGAUGAUGUGAAGAUCGGUGGCCAGACAGCAUUGCUAAAGGUAAUGUCCACCAGAGCCUUAGAAAAGAGUGUUCGAGAAGCGCAGCAAAUUUUUGGAGGCGCUGGAUACAAUAAGGCUGGUAAAGGCGCCCGCAUAGAGCAGAUCAGUCGAGACGCUCGAGUUCAUGUUGUUGGUGGAGGUAGCGAGGAGAUAAUGCAGGGCCUAGCACUACAAGAGGAGACAAAGGCUUUACGCACACGAAGGAAGGCUCUUGAAAAGCGAGAAGCAAAGAUUUAG
Penicillium malachiteum is the source of this 1317-nucleotide messenger RNA. Its product is annotated as acyl-CoA dehydrogenase family protein. Gene Ontology annotation, molecular function: oxidoreductase activity, acting on the CH-CH group of donors; flavin adenine dinucleotide binding. The coding region runs from base 1 to 1317 and encodes 438 amino acids. The record is from RefSeq and is a predicted model, not a curated record. The transcript has 4 exons. NCBI's taxonomy places the organism in Eukaryota, Fungi, Ascomycota, Eurotiomycetes, Eurotiales, Aspergillaceae.